AAUUUGCAUCAAAAAUAUAAACAUUUUUUGGUUUCUGAUUGGUGUUGAUGUUAUUCUCAAUCUAGUUUUGUUCUAUCCUGCCGCAUCAACAACUUAAGCGCGAAGUUGGGCCCCUUGAGGAGGCUAAACAAAUUUACUAUUCAAAUUUUCGCAGUUGAUUUACUUGCAUAUAUUAUUUAGAAUUACAACCGCAUAUUCAGCUUUGUUUUAAUUCACUUAAAAUACAAUAAAUUUAACUUUACAUGCAGGGCGACAACUCACGUGCCCCUGAGCGGGUAAAGCGGACGUAUUCGCUUCUCAAUUUCCAAUAGAUAUAUUUGCCUUGUGUGUCAGUAGAAGCGAGCUGCACGUUAAAAGCUACGAAAAUGUCGCGAGAGAGAGACUUUAGUUAAGCUUGCUUAAUUCAAUUAAAAGCACAGCAUACUGCCUUAUGAAUCGUUAGUCGAUCGCUCGAGCGCAACAACUACGGUUUAUUCAAAUCCCAGAUCCCUAACGCUUAACGUUAAACACUUUUUAAACGAAUAAACGCGUUACUGAUGCUUUCCUAUUGGCGUUGCAUAGAUUUUGGGUUGUUGCUGUUGUGGUUAUUGGCGUUGUGCCCCUAUGCCCAUUCAAAGUUGCCGUCGACAAUCAGACCAUGUGUCCGAGAUGAUCCUCAAUUGGAGCGUUGUAUUAUCAACGCUGUUUACCAAAUAAGGCCACUACUAGUUCACGGAAAUCUGGGGGAAGGCUAUAGAACGCCUCCAUUGGAGCCCUUGUCCCUAGAUAAUAUCGAACUAGGACGGAGUAGCCAGUUUCAAGCUGUGUUUACCGAUCUCGAGGCCAAUGGAGGGAGUAACUUUAUUAUUGAUCGCCUUAUUGCCAAACCGUUAGAUAUAUCGUAUGACCUUUGGAUUACUCUUCCGCGCAUCGACUUUAGAGGAAAGUACUCAUUGCACCUCAACUUGCUGCUCCUAGACAUACAAGGAAGGGGGAACAUGCAGGGAUAUUGUGAAAAUGCAAAAGCAUCUGUUAAAAUGCGGGGCUCUCGCUACCUACGAAAUGGUAAAGACUAUGUAAAGUUUACCAAAAUGACCAUGCGCAUUAAUUUUAAGGACUUCAAAUUGAACCUGGAAAACCUUUUCAAUGGAGAUCGGAUUUUGGGAGAUGUCGGAAACAGCCUCCUCAACAAUAAUCAGGAAUUAUAUCUAAACGAGAUUGUGCCAGGAUUAGAGCACGGCCUAUCAAAAAAGUUUUUAGAUGUGGCAAAUGAAAUCCUUGCCACUGCGACCUUUGAUGAAAUGUUCCCGCCUGGAAGGACUGUUAUCAAUCCGGUUACAUAUCCGUCACGUUCACCAUUAUCGGGUCUCGGUCCAGCUAUAUUUGAACCUCGUGUGUCUAUCCAAAACCCCGAAGGUGGUAUUUUAGAUGAAUUACCGCGUAUACAGAACCACUAGUCAAGCGCAAAUAGUUUUGAGGACAUAGUUAUAAGUACAAAAAUAAAAAAACCUUUGUUUUUUGUAACAA
Molecule: messenger RNA, 1506 nt
Organism: Drosophila elegans
Lineage: Eukaryota; Metazoa; Arthropoda; Insecta; Diptera; Drosophilidae
Gene: Jhbp10
Product: protein takeout
Exons: 4
Coding region: 537-1436 (299 amino acids)
Source: RefSeq, a predicted model, not a curated record